AUGGUCAGAUGGGAGACCGUGAAUUUCGAUGAAGAUCUGCAAACUAAUGACAAGAAUAUCUGGAUUCUGGAGGCCAUUCAGCAAUUUUUGAAAACUGAUUUCCCAUUAAAAUUUGAUUGUCUAUCGAUUGUGCUAGGUCUCGUUUCUGAACUCCACGAACAAUACCUCACCUCCUACCCCAACUCGGAUCCAUCCGACGUCGUAGCUCUCUAUCAGCAAGAAUCAGUAAAGCAACUACGGAAAAACGCAUUACUAACUGCUGAAAAUGAUAGGAAACUACUAUUCAAUGCAUCGAGACUCACCAAUAACCAAGAUUUCUACAGAAAAGUUGUAGAAGAAGCAUAUUGUGCACAGAAAGAGAGGAUUGGAGAAAAGGGGGACGGAGGGAAAUAUGUUUGUAAUCCGAAGAAGGUCAAGAAGGAUUGCACAUUGGUAUCCUUGGGUCUCAACAACCAAAUUGGGUCUGACAAGCAUAUUUAUGAAGCAACGGGUAGACAAUGCAAGAUUAUUGGAGCAGAUAUUUACCCACAAGAGCAACCAACUCGGGAUGCCUACGAGAAAAUGAAUGGAGAACUGUUUGCUGCAAAGAUUCCAAAUGACCUAACCAUCCCCCAAAUGCUGGAGAAAACUGGGAGGAUAGACGUGGAAUUCUUGAAGAUUGAUAUAGAGAAAGGAGAGUUUACUGCAUUGGAGCCAUUGAUUAAGGAUUAUUUUGUAUGUCAGAUCUUCAUCGAAAUUCACGGUCUUCCAUCUGACCAUUUGAGGAUGCUCCAGAUAAUUGCAAAAUAUGGGUUCCGAAUAUUCAAUGUGGAUGAGAACUUGUUAUGUCCUCUCUGUUGUGAAUACAGUGUGAUCAAUGAGUUGUGUAUGGCACAGUUCGAAGUGGUUCCAUUGGCUAUUACCAUUCCGCAAUUUAAUAGUUAA
Molecule: messenger RNA, 924 nt
Organism: Caenorhabditis remanei
Lineage: Eukaryota; Metazoa; Nematoda; Chromadorea; Rhabditida; Rhabditidae
Exons: 7
Coding region: 1-924 (307 amino acids)
Source: RefSeq, a predicted model, not a curated record